CAUCUUUCUUAUGAGUACUGAAGCGGACGAUACAGAGCAGCAUCAGGCUCCAGCUCCAGCAUAUUCAGCCUUACCGAGUCAGAAGACCAGAAAGUCACUAUCCGCCAAACUCUGCUGGAUCAUCAUCUUCCUGCUUGGCGCUUUUGCUGUGCUGCUUCUUUCGAGCACUCGACGCGACAGCCUUUCUCCUUUCGAGCAGCUUCGGACAUUGUUCUCUUCUCAGAAUCGCCAUACAGUGCUUGUACCAGAGAUGAGUGCUAAAAAGCACGUUGGGUACUUUGUCAAUUGGGGAAUCUAUGGUCGGAAAUAUCCCCCUCAGCAAAUCCCAUACCAGCAUCUGACCCACAUCAACUAUGCCUUCGGCAAUGUGAACAAGGAGAGCGGGGAGGUCGUGCUCAGCGACUCAUGGGCUGACGUGGAGAUACACUACGAAGGAGAUAGCUGGAAUGAUUCGGGAACCAACCUGUACGGUUGUCUCAAAGCAACUUACCUGCUCAAGAAGAAGAACAGAAAUCUAAAGGUUCUUUUGUCCAUCGGCGGUUGGACCUACUCGCCAAAUUUCGCCGGUAUUGUCAAUCCACAAUGGAGGCAAAACUUCGUCAGGUCUGCAGUCAAGCUAGUCGAGGAUGUUGGAUUGGACGGACUCGACCUCGACUAUGAGUAUCCCAAGACCUCUGCUGAUGCCGAUGGUUACGUUCGAUUGUUGCACGAGCUCAGACAAGGUCUCGAAGAGCUCGCCGCCUCGAAAGGCAGACCCAGAGGGCAAUACCAGCUCAGUAUUGCCGCGCCAUGCGGUAUGGACAAUAUGCAGGUACUCAACGUGAAAGCCAUGGGUCAAGUUUUGGACUUUUGGAACUUGAUGGCUUACGAUUUUGCGGGUUCCUGGGACAGCGUAGCAGGACACCAAGCUGCCUUGUUCAGCGCUUAUCCCGGAGCACCCUCCAUCGAUGCUGCCGUGAGAUUCUACACCAGUCAAGGUGUUCAUCCUAGCCGGCUCGUCAUAGGCAUGCCCUUGUACGGUCGAGCCUUCGCGAACACCGAUGGAAUUGGGGCAUCAUACUCGGGCACCGGCGAAGGCUCCUGGGAAGCUGGCAUGUGGGACUACAAAGCCUUGCCCCUUCCUGGAUCCGAGGAGGUCAACGAUCAUCGGCUUGGUGCUUCCUACUCGUAUGACCGGGGCAAGCGGCUUCUGAUCAGCUACGAUACACCGGCUAUUGCCAUCCAGAAAGCCCAUUUCAUAAAUCAGAAUGGUCUCGGAGGAGCGAUGUGGUGGGAAUUAGACGCUGACAAGGCGGAAGACACCGGUCUGAAUCUCGUUCGCACCGUCAAAGAGCAGUUUGGACAACUAGAAUACCGGGAGAACGACUUGCACUAUCCAGGAAGCAAAUACGAAAACCUGAGAAACGGCAUGUCAGGGUGAAAGUCUGCCAGGGAAGCUCCUGCCUGUCCAUUCUAGAUGCAUUUCAUUGCAACUUUU
This is a messenger RNA of Kockovaella imperatae, 1477 nucleotides long. RefSeq names its product glycoside hydrolase superfamily. Gene Ontology annotation, biological process: chitin catabolic process; carbohydrate metabolic process. The coding region runs from base 11 to 1420 and encodes 469 amino acids. The record is from RefSeq and is a predicted model, not a curated record. Lineage: Eukaryota; Fungi; Basidiomycota; Tremellomycetes; Tremellales; Cuniculitremaceae. Gene Ontology annotation, molecular function: chitin binding; chitinase activity. Gene Ontology annotation, cellular component: extracellular region. The transcript has 14 exons.